Telopea speciosissima is the source of this 2364-nucleotide messenger RNA. RefSeq lists its product as uncharacterized. The coding region runs from base 68 to 2056 and encodes 662 amino acids. The transcript has 5 exons. NCBI's taxonomy places the organism in Eukaryota, Viridiplantae, Streptophyta, Magnoliopsida, Proteales, Proteaceae. Gene Ontology annotation, molecular function: protein kinase activity. Gene Ontology annotation, biological process: mitotic spindle assembly checkpoint signaling; meiotic sister chromatid cohesion, centromeric. The record is from RefSeq and is a predicted model, not a curated record.
GCCAAAUCUGCUACUCUGUGUUAUUUAUUAGUUAUUAUUGUUGCUCCCAGAGAAACGGGAAGAGAAAAUGGCGGAUGGGCUUCACAAUGAACUCUUCUCUUCGUUGAUCACUGAUAUAAAGACCUACACAGGCAAAGACCCUCUUCUCCCAUGGCUCCGAGGAGUUCGAAAGAUGAAGGAAUCUCUCCCUACUCAGCUUCUCAAGGGGAAGCUCCCCCGAUUCCUACAGAAAUGCGCUCAAACCUUCGAGGCUGAUCGGUGUUACCGGAAUGACUUGCGAUAUCUUCGUGUUUGGAUACAACUGUUGGAUUUUGUGCAUGAUCCUCGGGCACUUUUGAAGACGAUGGAGGCGAACCGGAUUGGAACAAAGCUGGCCCUAUUUUAUCAAGCCUAUGCUCUGUACUAUGAGAAGCUCAAGAAAUUUGAGGAUGCAGAGAAGAUGUACCAUUUGGGGGUUCAGAACCUCGCAGAGCCUGCUAAUGAGUUGCAGAAGUUGUAUGAGCAAUUCCUUCAUCGUAUGGAGCUCUACAAGAAAAGGAAAAGCAGGGAAGGAAGAACUGCCUUGAGGCUCCUGGAUACUAGGACCGUCCCUGCCCAUUCCAGAGAGAUUGAAGAAACCAAAGAAGAUAGCAGCAGGUUGGAAAGUAGGAAAUUAGGAGCAUGCUCUGGGACUGCAUUACUCAAAGCAGAGAAUAGCAACAAAAAUGCUCAGAGCAAGAAGAUAGUAGAAGAAAGCUCUCCUGAUAUCAUGAGGGGGAAAUCAGAUUCCGAGGCUCACUUUCAACGUAGCCAUCUUGAGGUUUUAGUAGAAUGCUGUGAUACUGGAAUAUCCAGUGAUUUUUCUCCAAAGAGGGAAGUCAUGGGAACUGUGGGCCCCAAAAGCUCCAUAAAGCACCAAGAGUCCAAUUAUGUGGAAUCAGAUAAUCCAAGCACAGUCUACAUUGAAGACACAAUUGUGGUGAAGUAUGUAGAUACUGCAAUAGUCGGGAAGUCCGGACCUGAAGAUGCCUGCCAUAAUGGUUUGGUAGAUCCAACAAUCAACAUGAAGGAAGCCAUGAAUGCCAUUAACUGCAUGUUUCGGGAGCCUUUGGAGCCAGAACCAGUGGCAGUGGGUAGGAGAAGAUCACAUAGAACCCAACCCAGAUUAAAUCAGGCUGUUAGCAAUGAAUUUGAGGUGUUUAUUGAUGAAGGCUUGGAUAAUGGGGUUGUGUUAUUUGAUCAGAGAGUGGAAAAGGAUUGUUCACUUCCGUUGGACUCUGUGCAUACUACAAACCAGACAUCACUAAAGAAAAACGGCAGAUUUGAAACAACGAAGCCUGUUCAAGAACCCUUCAAAAUAUUUGUUGAUGAUGAGUGUGACUUUGAGGGAGGUGACAGCAAAGACAAGAACAAUAAUUUAGCACACCAUGCGGUCCAGCAUCCUUCUGGAAAUACUAUGGAGCAGGCUGUUCAAGAACCCUUCAAAAUAUUUGUUGAUGAUGAGUGUGACGUUGAGGGCGGUGACAGCAAAGACGAGAACAAUAAAUUAUCACACCAUGUGGCCCAGCAUCCUUCUGGAAAUACUCUGUUACCUGCUCCAUGUGUAAAUGCAUUUCAAUUUCCAUGUCCAAAUGAUCUCUUAUCCAAUGGCUCUUGUAAUCAGGACAUAGGGAGCUCAACCAACUUGAAAUUCCAGGACGAUACAGUUGUUUGUAGGUUUGUGGGGUCUAAUUUGGAUGAGCCAGAGGUGGAGAAUGCGUGCCACCAUGGAUUAGUAGAACCUACAAUUAACUUGAAGGAGGCUAUGGACGACAUAAACAGCAUGUUUGGAAAACCUCUACAUUUUGUGAAGUUCAACAGAUCAAAGAAACAGUGUAAAGUAUCAGAUGGUAAGAGGGACCACAAUGGGUUUUUCAUUCUGUCUGAUGAGGACGUAGAAGAUGAACCAAAAGUAAAAGCACCAUCGAGAUCGUCUAGCAAAUUGGGCAGGGAUUUUGAUUUAUUUGAGCCAACUGCUGUUACAAAGGAGGCCAUGUCUGAGAUAAAUGAGAUGUUUGGAAAGCAACUGGAUUUUUAGGAAGAUGUUAACUUAAUUGCUUGUUCAAAGUAGGUAGAGCUUUCCCUAUAGGAAGAAAGGACUGCUUGCUAUAGCCUCUACUGUUUCCCUUUUACCAGAAAUCGUGAAGGGUGGGAAGACAUUUUUUUUUCAUCCCUGUUUGUUGCAAGGCCAUCUUAGUUUUUCCUAGAGCCUUGUUAUUGAUUCGGCAACUGGGUAAAAUUGAGGAAUUGUAUAUGCCUUUUUUUUUUUCCGUGUCAAAUUAGUGGGAUUUAUGGACAUAAGGGAGGCUGAGGGUCUAAGACACUGGCAUUGCCGAUUUACUUUCA